UCUUAAUUUGAUUGUGUGGUAGGGAAAUGGAGGGCAAGGCAGCAUGGGGGCAUAGAUGGCUCUAGCACAAUUGAAGCAUCAGACAAUGCUUUAGUUAAUGCUUUAGUUUAGCAAUUUAAUUUUCCCGCUUAGAAAAUGAUAUUUUCUGUUUAAGCUCACUAAUUGAUUUUAUUGUUUUUGUUUUGUGGUGUAUUGUACAUAAAGUUUGAACAAUGUAGUUGGUUUUUAAUAGUAAUAAUCAAUGUUUUUGGACCCGGCCCGGUGGUUGACCCGUUUUGACCACCGGGUCUGGUUUAACCGGUUGAAUCGGUUCACUCGACCGGUCCAACCGGUCAACCUAAAAAUACACUUUUUUCAAUUUUUGACGAUAUGUUCGAUGAGCUGUUGCAGAUUCUGAUUUCUGCUGCUGCUUCUGCUCAGUGGAGGCAGGAAAAGAAGAGGAGCGGUGGAGGAGAUGAGGCAGAUGAGGACGCCAUGAUCGACGGAGGACAUGAGGAGGAGAUGAGGCAAAUGAAGAUGCCUGAUGAGGAGGAUCGGCUGGACGCUGAGUUGUGUUGCGGUCGACGGAGGUGGCUGAGAUCUGGAGCUCGUCGAUGGUUCCUUCUGUUUCUCACUCCUUUCUUCUGUUCUGGGUUUUACAAUUUGCAGAGAGUUUUCUUUAUUUCUCCAUGUCUAGAUGAGGCUGUGACUGCUGAUGCCGAUGAACUCACGGGAGAUGGAGCAGGGAUGAGGCAGAGGGAUGGCCCGGCGGGUGGGACGGGUUGGGAGUUUGGAGCGGGUCUGGCGAGUCUGGCGGGCUAAAGCGGGCCAACUUGCAAAACGGGCCAAUGCAUGAAACCGGCCCGUUUUUAAGCUCGGGUCCGGUUCAACCGGUUCAACCGACCGGGCCGGGCCGGGUUUUAAAACCAUGGUAAUAAUAUCUCUCUUUUUUGGCCAGAAAAAUCAUUUAUCUUAACAUGCCUAUCAAAAAAUGUUUCAUUUAUUUUGUCUUAUUUAUGUAAUUUAAAUACAUGAUAUUUCAUUUU
This is a messenger RNA of Rubroshorea leprosula, 1025 nucleotides long. The record is from the annotation of a GenBank genome assembly. NCBI's taxonomy places the organism in Eukaryota, Viridiplantae, Streptophyta, Magnoliopsida, Malvales, Dipterocarpaceae.